Messenger RNA from Diuraphis noxia (Russian wheat aphid), 1014 nucleotides. RefSeq lists its product as uncharacterized. Lineage: Eukaryota; Metazoa; Arthropoda; Insecta; Hemiptera; Aphididae. The record is from RefSeq and is a predicted model, not a curated record.
AUGAUUUCUUUUUGUAAGCUGAACCACUUUUUGAUUCAUCACGACGUCUGUUUCUUGCAUUACAAAAAGAUCUCCUUAAGUUUUCCCASCGUUGUUUUAUUUUUAGCAACAGGAAAUAGUUUUAGAAGUAUUGGAUUCAACUACAGAUUGGGAUUCAGUACGGUUCGAGAAAUUGUAAAAGAAGUCUGUGAUGAAAUAUGGAAUAGAUUGGAACCAAUCGUAAUGCCACCACCCACAGAAGAAAUGUGGAAAAAUGUUGCAGCAAAAUACAAAAAAAUUUGGCAUUUCCCAAAUUGCAUCGGUGCUAUUGAUGGCAAGCAUAUUAAUAUCCAAUGCCCCAUUAAUGCCGGAUCUACUUAUUAUAACUAUAAAGGUAGUCAUUCAGUUGUACUUUUAGCACUUGUUGAUGCAGACUAUAAAUUUAUUGCAAUUGAUGUCGGCUCAUAUGGACGGAAUAGUGAUGGUGGAAUUUUUUCUCAGUCAGUAAUUGGUCAAAAGUUGAAUAAUAAGACACUCAAUGUUCCAGAGCCAGCCCCUUUAACAGAAAACGGAGAUCCUCAGCCUUAUGUCAUUGUUGGAGACGAAGCAUUUCCAUUAAAGAGUUAUUUGCUUCGCCCAUACAGUAGAAACUAUUUAGGGGAUAAUGAGCCCAAUAAAAUAUUCAACUACCGAUUGUCACGAGCAAGACGCGUUGUCGAGAACGCUUUUGGAAUAUUGGCCGCUMGUUGGAGGUGUUUCCGUGGGCACUUAGAAGUACAACCAGAAUUUGUAGAUAAAAUUGUGCUUGCAUCGUGCUGUCUGCAUAACAUGUUAUGUGCAGACAAUGCGUUUGAACCCGAUAAUGAAUCAUUACAACUUCCAGAAGCAGCUUUAUUGAAUUUAGAUCCUCUAAGAAGAAAUAGCACUCGUGAAGCGUUUCAAGUACGAGAAAAAUUUAGAGAUUAUUUUAAUUCAGAUGCUGGYAGUGUUGUUUGGCAGGUGGAACGUGUUCGAAAAGGAAGAAUUCAUUCUUAA